CCCUAAGGAAAGGGUACUAAAAACAAACACAGUAGUGCUUAAAUGUAAUUUUUAAUACGAAUUGGCAACAAUUUAACCAAAUGGUUUAGCUGGUAAAGAGAGAAAACCCCAUGGCUGGUCUCGUUUCCAAACCUGUAGCUUACUUCCCAAUCCCACUCAAUUAUUCCGCCGUCUAUACUUCUCCCAUACCCUUUCUUCCACUCUCAGCUCUUUCGAGAAGCAUACAAACUGGAAGAUCUCGAAGACGAAGAAGAAGAAAACUGCUUCAAAUCACAUUCUUUUGCAUACCCAAUUCCCAAUAUGCUGAACUCGUCUCAACCCAUGAACAUGAUGAUGGUAGUUUCCUAUUCCGGUUCGGGGAUCUGGCAGAAGACAGUUGGUUGGUGGAAGUGGAUAAAAGAAAGGAUGCGGAAGAACUUAAUGUGGUUGAGGGAAAUAGGGAGAAAGAAGAAGUUGUUGAGGAAGUGGAACGGAAAGAGGGCUUCUUAACUUAUGCAGCAAAUGAUACUAAUGUGUCUGAGUCAGAACUAGUAAGUAGGAGUAAGGGCAGCUAUAGUAUUUUAGAAAGAGGUAUUUAUUCAGACGAGGAAUUGCUCGAAAGCUCCUCUAGUCACCAAACAAGAGGAUUUCCAGACUAUUCCAAACCUCCAAAUAAUGGAAAAUACAAUGCGUAUGAUAAUGACUGCAUUGAGCCUACAGAAGUAUCAUCAGGCCAUGGAAUGGCUGGGGUGGAUUUCAAUGGAGAAUCUUUAACCAAUAGUGCCAUUCAAACGACAGAGUUGGUGCUUUCAUCUGGUGCUGCUUUAUUUCCACACCCCUCUAAGGUGGAGAGGAUGCAUAUUUUGUGACUGAUCAGAACUGGCUAGGUGUAGCUGAUGGAGUUGGUCAGUGGUCCCUUGAAGGUAUUUAUCCAGGGGUAUAUUCCAGAGAACUGAUGGAGUGUUGUGAAAAGCUUAUAUUGCAGUGUGGCGGUGAUUUAGGAAUUGGCCCUAAGGCAGUUCUUGAAUUGAGCAUGGAAAGUGUAGAGUCCCCAGGUUCUUCGACAGCUUUGAUUGCACACUUUGAUGGUCAGGUUUUCCAUGUGGCCAAUAUUGGAGACUCUGGAUUUAUUAUCAUAAGGAAUGGUGUGGUGUUUAAAAUGUCAUCCCCAAUGUUCCACACAUUCAAUUUCCCUAUUCUAAUUGGAAGCGGUGACAAUCCCUUUGUAAUUGUGGAGGAAUACAUGAGUGAGUUAGAAGAGGGGGACAUUGUGGUCACUGCAACUGAUGGUCUUUUUGACAAUUUGUAUGCACAAGAAAUAGCAUCAAUUGUGAUCAAUUCAUUGAAAGCAAAUAGAACACCCAAGGUGCCUGCAUUUAUAUCUUCUCACACAAAAGCCUUUCAUGAGAACUUUCUUUUUCUUUUUAUGCAUUAAAAGCUGAAAUAUACUCCGUAUAUCAACAACAUCCACAACAACAUCCAAACCUUAUUCCCAAUAUAUAUAUAUAUAUAUAUAUAUAUAUACAUAUAUAUAUAUAUAUGUAUGUAUGUAUAUGUAUGUGUGUGUGUGUAUACACAUAGAAAUUCUCAGGUCCAGCAGCCCCCGGUCCGAAUGCUGUCCGAACACCGCCGUUUGGGCCGGUUCCCGGUUGAAUUUUUUGAUGAAAUUUUUGUGGUAUGUUGUUCAUCAAGUCUAGUUUAUCCACAAAAAAUUUCAGCUCAAAAUUCGUUCGGGAAGGCAUUCAAAUCAUUUUUUGAUGUUGACUGCGUUUUUCUAUGUACAAUUUUGCGCAGUUAACUUCAACAAAUUAUUUGACUGCCUUCCCGAUCGAAUUUUAAACUGAAAUUUGGUAUGUAUAUAAACUAGACUUGACGAGGAACAUGCUCAAAAAAUUGCAACAAAAACUUCCACCGGGAACCACCCAAACGGCGGUGUUCGGACGGCGUUCGGACGGAAAGCUGCUGGACAGGAGAAUGACUCUCUAUAUAUAUAAUCUUCAAAGCAUUCUUGUAUGCUCUGUCUUGUCACAGGAAAUUGCAGAGGCAUUAGGUACAAGGGCGCAAGAGGUGGGAAGCGCAGCUUGCGGAAGGAAAAGCCCAUUUUCUGAUGCAGCCCAGCUGGCUGGAUAUGUGGGCCAGAGUGGUGGAAAACAUGAUGAUGUGGCUGUUAUUGUUUCUCUAGUUCAAAACAAUAGUCACUGACAGCCUGACAAUUAGGGGUAAUGUAAUAAUAAUAAGAAUUAAUUUCAGUUCCUACAAAUUUUGUUUCAAUUCCACCCUUAGUCCACGUUUUUUACUUUAUCCAUUUUUGGGACUUGAGUAAAUGUUUUUAAACCGUUUGUGGUCCUAUUCCGGGGAUAUUAACCAUCGGAAACAAUGCCGGAAGGACCAUAUAUAAAUGAAAACACAAUAGUCAUGUAUCAAAAGUGUACAAAGUAAAAGAUGCGGACUAAAUGUGGAAUUGACCUAAAAUUCGUAGGACAAAAAAUGGAAUGUAUUCAUAAUAAUAGUAACAAUAGUAAUAAUAAAACUAACUAUUGUCUUAUUUGGGAAGAAUGCUUAGUAGUACAAAUUUAUUUAUUCAUUAAAGUAAAACAAUUACUAUGCUUGCAGAAUGCAGAGUGACAUAGCCAGGAUAUAAAGU
Messenger RNA from Cuscuta europaea, 2623 nucleotides. NCBI's taxonomy places the organism in Eukaryota, Viridiplantae, Streptophyta, Magnoliopsida, Solanales, Convolvulaceae. The record is from the annotation of a GenBank genome assembly.